CAGCAACUAGUUCAAAUGAACCGUUCAAUUGAACAAGGUUACAAAAUGUUUACCGCUCCUCGCUUAUUACGUGCAUCAGGUAUCUUUAUGACCAGCAAAUAUAUACGCAACUAUAAACAAUUUGGCACACCAUUUUGGCAUGCCGAAACAACAACAGGAAUAAAUAUACCCAAAGUGCAUACAGAACAAACAACCAAAGCUUACAGCAGUCAGGCUGAAACGGACUGCAGCCUGGACAAUGCAACAUAUGAACGUGUCUGUGCAGAAACAUUGGAUGCGCUAAGCGAUUAUUUUGAUGAGCUAAUGGAGCAGACCAAUGAUCUACCCGGCAGCGAUGUAGCCUAUGGCGAUGGCGUCUUGACUAUUAAACUGGGCAGCGCACAUGGCACUUAUGUUAUUAAUCGCCAGACGCCCAAUAAACAAAUCUGGCUAAGCUCACCGAGCAGCGGUCCCAAGCGUUUUGAUUUUGUGACCAGUUCAGGAGAUAACAAUGGCAAAUGGAUUUAUAAGCAUAGCGGCGAAUCCUUACAUGAACUGCUCCAGCUGGAGAUUGGCAACAUCCUAAAAAACCAGACUGUUAAUUUUAAGCAGUUGCCCUAUUGAAGUUAAAGAAAAUUUGUUUGUGCUUUAGCUUAUGUUUUAUUUAGUUGGUGUCAUAACCAAGAACAGCAAAGAAAACGAUCAUUCAAAAUAUAACCAAAAACAAAUAUUUUCGAAAAUCUGAAUUUUUAAUAAGUAUAUACAUAUGUACUAUAUACAUAGUUAUUUAACACGCGCGUAAGGUUCCAAUGUUUGUAAAUUGUGCAUUAUAUUAAUUUUUAUGAGCUUUAAGCCAUGCUAGUUUAGUUUUGUUAGCUGAAAGGUUUCAAUGUCGUUAUUUUAAGUUGAAAUUUAUUUUUUGUUUUGGAUUAUAAUAGUUUGGGUUUCACAAUAUAAUAUGAUAUGAUUCCCGGCAAUGUUUUUACUUCAUUUUUUAAGUUCUACCUGUAUAGUUAUGGAUUACUUGUAUAUUUUCUACUGAUAAACAAUUUAAUUAUUUAUGUUAUGGGUUAGUUAAUUAUGUGUUCUUGUUAAUGAAAUCAAUAUCGUGUUUUGUUAUACGCCUGAAAAAAAUUAUAAUCUUUGCUUUUCCAACAACAAAUAAGAAUUAUUGCCGUUUUUUUGUUGUUACUUCAACAACUAAGGCCUUAAGUUUAGUUUAGUUAAACAUAACAUGCAUGCAUUAGCAUAACUAUUAAGGAUUAUAUUUUGCUUAGCAAAGCAAAUACAUACAUAACUACUUAG
Molecule: messenger RNA, 1284 nt
Organism: Drosophila busckii
Lineage: Eukaryota; Metazoa; Arthropoda; Insecta; Diptera; Drosophilidae
Gene: fh
Product: frataxin homolog, mitochondrial
Exons: 3
Coding region: 16-603 (195 amino acids)
Biological process (GO): iron incorporation into metallo-sulfur cluster; intracellular iron ion homeostasis
Cellular component (GO): mitochondrion
Molecular function (GO): ferrous iron binding; iron chaperone activity; ferric iron binding
Source: RefSeq, a predicted model, not a curated record